AUGGAGAAGCUUGUUUCAAGCUGGUUCAGUAAUAAAACCUUGCCCCAGUCUUACAUAUUUCCCCCUGAAGCAAGGCCUGGGAACCAUGUCAUUCCUAGAUGCAAUACCAUUCCGGUAGUUGACCUCAGCAAGGCGUUGGCUCAUGACCGAAUUGUCAUAGUUCAACAGAUUCUGAAAGCUAGCCAAGAGUUCGGAUUUUUCCAGGUUGUUAACCAUGGAGUUCCAGAAAACCUGGUUACUGACACCAUGAAUGUCUUCAAGGAGUUCUUCGAGUUGCCUGCUGAGGACAAGGCCGGAAUCUACUCUGAGGAUCUGAAAAGGCCUUGCAGGCUUUACACAAGCAGUUCAAACUAUGAUCACGAAAAUGUUCACCUUUGGCGUGACAAUCUGAGACACCCUUGUCAUCCUUUAGAAGAUUGUAUCAAAAUUUGGCCUCUAAAGCCUACUAGAUAUAGGGAAAUUGUGGCUACAUACUCGAUUGAGGCAAAGAAACUAGGUCUAAGGAUCCUGGAGUUGCUUUCUGAAGGCUUGGGGCUUGGUUCAGGGUUCUUUGGGGAUAAACUAAGUGAAUCGUUGUUACUAUCAGUGAACCAUUACCCGCCAUGCCCGGAUCCAAGCUUGACCCUUGGAGUAUCUAGACAUUGUGACCCUAACCUUUUAACUAUUCUACAUCAGGGAGAUGUAUAUGGACUUCAAGUCUUCAAGGAUGGGGAAUGGAUUGGUGUGGAGCCUUUGCAUAAUGCAUUUGUGGUUAACAUAGGUCAUCAGUUGCAGAUUAUCAGUAACAACAAGCUGAAGAGUGCUGAGCAUCGGGCAGUGACGAACUCGAGAGUUGCUCGAACGACAGUGGCCUUUUUUAUUAACCCAUCUGAUGAUUGCGUUAUAGAGCCUGAUAAAUCUCUUAUUGACACCGAUGAGUCUCCGGCUUACAAGCCUUUCCAGUUCAAAGAGUUUCUGCUUAACUACUCAUCCUUGAUGGGGAACCCUGAAAAAUGCCUGGAACCCUUUGAACUACAUGCUUGA
Gossypium raimondii (Peruvian cotton) is the source of this 1023-nucleotide messenger RNA. Its product is annotated as hyoscyamine 6-dioxygenase-like. The record is from RefSeq and is a predicted model, not a curated record. The coding region runs from base 1 to 1023 and encodes 340 amino acids. NCBI's taxonomy places the organism in Eukaryota, Viridiplantae, Streptophyta, Magnoliopsida, Malvales, Malvaceae. The transcript has 4 exons.